Molecule: messenger RNA, 2369 nt
Organism: Ziziphus jujuba (common jujube)
Lineage: Eukaryota; Viridiplantae; Streptophyta; Magnoliopsida; Rosales; Rhamnaceae
Exons: 8
Coding region: 637-1389 (250 amino acids)
Source: RefSeq, a predicted model, not a curated record
AUCAUUUGAAUUAAUUGAAAAAUAAGUAAGUUAUUGGAAAAUUAUAUUUAUUUUUAUUAAUUACUAAAAAAAAAAAAAGGGUCAAAUCCUAUUGAUCCAAAUAUAGAGCUAGGUCAAUUUUUACAUCAAAUCCUACUCCAAAUCCUAAUCCUAAUCUCAAUUCCAAUCUAGUUAUGUCUUCUUACCCAACGGGUCUAGAUAAAUAAUGUAUAAAAAAGGAGAUCUAGUUCAGAUCAUGUUGUUGACAGCCGCUGGCCGUUCAGAAGAGCCGUAGAAAGGAAAGGUAGAUAAAUAAAUUCUCUGUUUCUUCUCCAGCCAAAUAACAAAGGGACAGAUUAUCUCCGUCCAGCCAAAUAAACACAGGUUGAAGAUCAUGUCGAAGAGGCUAAUGCUGAAGGGGAAUAAGAGUCGGACGAAUUUUCUCCGACCAGUCAAAUAUAUACAGGUUAAAGAUCCAUCCAAAUAAAUACAUGUCCAAGAGGUUGAUGUUGAAGGGGAAAAAGAGGCUUAACGAACGAAUUUUCUCCGAUCAGCCAAAUAAAAAUAUUUUGGAGAGGCAGAUGUUGAAGGGGCAAAAGUGAAGGCUGAAGCAAGAGGAGAAAAACAAGGAGGAAGACAUGAUGAGUAAGUUGCCAGAUGAAAUUCUGGAAACAAUUAUGUUGUUUGAAGAUGGAAGAAGCGGCAGCGGCGAGUUUGGUUUCUCAGCGUUGGCUAAAGAUUUGGAAGACUACACUUACGACUAGGUCUAGGUUGGAUUUUAAUGUCGACAAUAUAAACCAAUUGGAAAAAGGGUGGUCAAGGGAGGAUUUGAUAAACAAGAAUAUAAAUGCGGUGAAUGAAGCAGUGAACUUGUACAAGGCACCAACUCUGGAUGAGUUUGAUUUAAAAGUUUGCAGUUUAAAUUCAGAUCAUUGUCAUCAUAUAAACGCAUGGAUGGAUUUUGCUGCCAAAAAACAAGUCAAAAAGCUAAGUUUGAACCUUUCGACUAAUACUUAUGGCCACGCUACUUUGUGGGUGAUAAUUUUCAUUGCCUCAGGGAUUUGGGUCUCCACAAAUAGGAUGUCAUGUCCGUUUCCUCAGUUUCCUCAAUCAAUGAGCAAGGUUGAGCAUCUAAAAUUGCAAAUGGGUUUGCCUUGUUUUCAAAUACCAAUUCACCGUUUGCCGGGUUUUUUUGAAGCAGCUCCUUGCUCGAAUACUUUCUCGGUGGAGGUCGGCUACUCAUCAUUUAAUCAUCCAGCGAAUGCAAAUGCCUUGCAGUGGUUGGAUAAACUUAUACCUGACAAAGUGAAGGACCAUCCAUGUCAAUACCUUAAGGUGGUGAAGUUGGAAACUUUUGCUGGAGGCCAAUAUGAAGUUGACUUUGUCUUGCAUUUACUCAAAAACUUCUGAUGACGUGGCAGAUUGUGUUGACGUGUCAACACGUGGCAGAUGACAUGGCGAUUGCGUGGCUGACGAUGUGUCGGGUCGCGUGGCAGAUGAUGUGGCUGAGUGCUAUGACGUGCCUGCUGACGUGGUCGUCUUCAACCUCCAGACGGCACGUGCGGGGCGUGAGGCGCGUGAUCUGCUGCAGAAAAUUUCAGAUGGUGCGUGCGGGCGCAUUAGGCUCGUCGUUUCUCUCCGACGAACUUGGUUGUUCUCUUUUUGUCGAGUACUUUCAUCUGGUAUUGUCAAAUUAUUGAUUUGAGCAACUUUUCAAAACAUCAACUUGAAGAACAGGCUCUAUUUGUUCAAAUUUUGAACCCCAGCUCUUGACCUAGAGCUCUGACACCACUUGUUGUGGUUCUCUGACCACUUUAGAGAAGAAAUAUGAGAAGAAAAAUAAAAAGAAUUCUAUUACUCUCUUGAAAUAGAAUACAAAAAUAAAAACUUUUCUGGUGGAGGAUUUUUACGUGGAAUCUCUCUCUACACUGUCAAAUUAUCUCUAGAAUUGCUCACUCUUAUCUCAAGCUCUCUCUGGAACUUAAACACUCUCUCUCUCGGAGUUUACUCUCAGUACUCCUCACUUGGGAUGAUAUUGGCCUUGCUCUAUUUGGUUUGAAUAUGCAUGCAACGGGCCUAUUUAUAACCUUACUAAGUCGGUUGCAUGGCCACCAUUUUCAACUUCUUCUAACAGGUGCCCACAAUUGUUGAGCAAAUUAUUUUUCGGUGUUAAUUGCAGCCACCAUUGUCAACAAUGGUGACUGAGCAGUCUUAACACUGUCGGUGCAGUAAUGGUGCGGCUGGACUUCACAGAAUUCUGUCUUGGAUGUGCCAAGCUAUUGAAAACCAAAAUAAUCCAAAUGAAUACUAAGGUGGAGGUAAUUAUAAUUUGAUUAUGAAUAAAUUAUAUAUUAUGUUUUUAUAUUAUUUUUUACUAGCAUUGACUACAA